GUGUCCUAAACCCCGCGCCCUGGAACCCCGGUUGGAAAUGGGGAGGGACGGGUGUUUCACUACCGGUGAUAGAACAGUAGAAGCUGAUAACAUUGUCACGUAUGUGUACAAUAUAUGCCAAUCAGGGUCCGUGACGAAGCCGGUUAACGUGAGGGAUGUCGCCUUAACAUACAGCCACGCCGUGAUGAUGAGGAUGCUGUUUGGCCAGAGACAUUUUGAUAAACCGGCCAAGGAUGGCGGUCUCGGACCGAAAGAAAGAGAGCACAUGGACGCGAUAUAUCGAGCUCUUGAUUGUUUAUUCGGCUUCACUGUAGCAGACUACCUCCCUUUUCUUAGAGGGUGGAACGUCGAGGGCGAGGAGAAGGACGUAAGAGAAGCGGUUGAUAUUAUCAACAGGUGCAACGACCCGAUCAUCUGUGAGAGAAUGCAUUUGUGGAGGGAGAAAGGCGGAAAAGAGACGGAGGAAGAUUGGCUCGAUAUUCUAAUCACGCAAAAAGAUGAUCAGGGAAUGUAUUUAUUCACAUUUGAGGAUAUUAGAGCUCAAUGCAAGGAUGUCAAUGUUGCAACCAUCGAUAAUACAAUGAAUACCGUGGAGUGGACGAUAGCGGAGAUGUUGAAUCAUCAAGAGAUUCUUGAGAAAGCUAUAGAAGAACUGAACACUAUAGUUGGCAAAGACAGGCUUAUCCAGGAAUCUGACAUACCACAACUUAACUACAUCAAAGCUUGUUGCAAAGAAUCUUUCCGGCUUCACCCACCUAAUGCAUUUUUGCCUCCUCAUGGAGCCCGAGAAGAUACUACUCUUGCUGGUUAUUUUGUCCCCAAAGGUAGUCAAAUUCUUGUGAGCCGUCCAGGACUUGGUCGGAACCCUAAGACAUGGGAGGAACCUGACGCGUUCAAGCCAGAGCGACACCUUGUUGAUCAUGCUAGGAACCCAGUGGAUGUGACCCUGAUGGAGCCUGACAUGCGUUUCGUGGUAUUCGGAACCGGUCGGCGUGGCUGCGCAGGUCCUAAGCUUGGAGCAACAAUGAUCGUCAUGUUGUUAGCUAGGCUUCUCCAAGGGUUCGAAUGGACUCUCCAAGCGGGUGCAAGCCAAGUCGAGCUCAUUGCCGCUAAUACCAACUUGUUCAUGGCCAAGCCUCUGCUUGCAUCUGCGAAACCUAGGCUGGCUCCUGGUUUAUAUCCGAAAAUCCAGGUCUAAGAUUCUGAGAGAGGAUUUUGGUACCAGGAUGCAUAUGUAUGAAGUACAAUAAAGUUGAUUUACAGCCAAAUUCUCGCAUAGUUUUGAUGAAAACUCUGAUGACUUUUAAUUUAUUUUAUUACGUACCUUUCGAGUUUCAGUGUCCUUGUUGUGUGUUUUCAUUUCGAUCUAAUGAGGCCUAAAGUGUGGGUUCCAUCUUCAUCUUGCUAAGUACGAAUCGAAUCGAAUCGAAUUUCAUAACGGACGGAUUUAAUCACACUUAACUCCAAAUUAUCCAAGUCUUAUGCUCAAGUGUUUGCUCCCCACCAUAGGUGGGCUAAACGGAAAGUUGCUGCUUUAGGGAUGUACGUUCUUCCCACAAGAACUCACCUACUUAAGAUGCUCAAUGAGGAAGGUUAGUCCUCAUACUCUAUAUACUCUUGAUGCACUCUACUAACUCGAUUCAUAUUCUCGUAAUGCACUCUAUAUAUUCUUGAUGAGAGAAAUAUCUUUUAGAUUGAUCUUGGCAUCUGCAGUAGACACAUUAUGGUUUAAAGAUUUGAUUUAGUAUAUAGGAGUUUCUACUUCAGUUAACUGAGAGUUCAAUAUGUUUUGAUACAUCUCUCUUUCUCUCUGGUUUGUUUAUUACAGAAGCGGAGGCUAAGAUACAGAUGGAAAGCUAUGUCAAUGCAUCGGCACCAGUAAUCACAUAUCUUGAUAAUCUAUUCCCCUCCAAGCAACUCGGUAUCGAUUGAUGAAGAGUUUAUUAGUAUCGCUCUUUGACAGUCUCUGUCACACAAAAUAACCAUAUAUGGUUCUAUCAACUCAUGUAAUUAUAUAACAAGGACCAAACCAGAGCUGUUGAAAGAAAAGAAUAAAUUAUGCUAUUCUAGUUUGUUGGUGUGUGCCUUGUCUUCUGGCAAAAACACACUUGCAAUGUGUUAAUGUGAACGUGUAGAGACGGUAAAAUGUUACCAUAAAUUUAUUUACUUGUCAUCUACUAAUAAUAGGAAUCCCAAUUAAUUCCAAAGGUUGUGAAUUUGUUUAUGUUGAAAAGUUGUGUCUUUUGUAAAAGAUAAUUAAAAGGUUGUGUCUUUUACAAAAAUGUUAGAAGGUUGUGUCUUUUAAAUAUUGUAAAGUUGUGACUAUUCUUAUAAGUGUCUUUUAAAAAUAAUUAUAUUUAAAUUAGAAGAAUACAAUUAUUCAAAUUGAAGAGUUGUGACUAUUCAUAUCGAAGAGUUGUGAUUAUUCAAAUAGAUUUUUAAAAUCUAUAAAUAGUGGAUGUUCAUGCAUUUGUCAAAGUAAAAUUUUCAAUAAUCUCACUGAUUAUAAAAUGAUGAAAAAAAGUUCUAUGCAGUUAUUUAGUUACAAAUUAAUUUUAAGAAUUAUAUUAUUAUUAGUAAAUAAGUAAAAAAAUUAUAAAUAUAUAUUAUAAAUUAAAUGAUCUAAACUUUUAUCUAUACUAUAUAUCUUAAGAUUGAAAAGACAUAAGCAAUAUAUAAAAUAGUUUUUACCAAAAGUUGCUAUCAUCGAUAGUUUUUACCAUAAACUGCAUUGUUUGAAUUGUAAAGUUGCAAUUGUUCAUAUAACUUCUGUAAUGGUUCAUAUAAAUUAUUAUAAUCAUUCGCUUAUAUAUAUAUAUAUAUAUAUCCUCAACUUUUCAUGAUAGUUUUAAACAAUAAAAUUAAAAAAAUCUAAAGUAGAUAACAUCCUAGAAACACAUACGGCGUGAACAUCCCGGUAAAAGGGUUUGAGAAAAUGUCGUGGAUAAUAUGGUAGUAAGCAGCGAACUUUACAAGUCUAGUGAUCACGCAAACCAAGUCUAGUUUUAUUAUGUACAUAUCCAAAGUAACUUACAUACAUAUUUACAAGAAAAACAAAAUUUUUUUUUUGCAUUAAGUUUAUAGAAAAAUAAAAUUCUUAAGUCUGAAUGUACACGUAAAAAACCUUCCACUGGAUUGUAUUGCAGAUUUACAGUAUGUGCCGUAAUUAAUAGACAACAAGAGAAAUCUCACUUGGAAACUCAUAUUGUCAAUGCAUUUUCUCUUUUAUUUUUAUUAGGAAAUAAUAACGCAGUUUAACGUUUCAUUUAAUUCAAAAAAAAUAUUCAAGAUAUCUAACAAUUACUUUGUAUACUACACAAUCUUCACAACAAACAUCAAGAUUAGUCACACACUUAUUUUCCACCUUCAGUUUGCCCAGAUGUUGAUUUUAAAAGUUGUCAAUUUAUAUGUGUGUAUCCAACAAGCCAAUCUAAAAAGUAUCAACUUUAAAAGUUGUGUCUUUUCAUUUAAAAUGAUAUAUCAGCUUUCUAAAUUAACUUUAAAAGUUGUGUCUUUUCCAAUUUAAAUAGUAACAUUCUUUCAAUUUAAGUAUAUUUAUUUUGAAAAAACAUGAUAGUUACAACUUUUCAAUCUGAAGAUAGUUAUUCAAAAUAAUAUUAUUUAAAAAAAAUUAUGAAUAAAACAUAAUUUUAAAACUGUUUAAUUUAAAAACAUGAUCAUUUACACUAACUAAUACACAACUCUUUAAACAAAUAAUUGUACAAACAUAUUUUUUGGGCUAUUUAAUAUCAUCAGAAACCUAAUAUGUCAAAUAAAAAGGCAUUCGCAACAGUGUUCACAACACACACAUAACAUACAAAUAUAUUUGAAAAGUCAUGAGUGCUAAAAGGUGCAACUAUUGAUUUAAAAAUUAGAAAGAUGCACCCGGUUGAACGGACACAACUCUAGGAGAAAGGUUUUUGUUUUAAUAAUUCUAUUAAACCGUACGAGAAAUGGAUUUGCUCAAUAUAAGUACCUGAUGGCUUUGAGAAAAUUAGUAUUAAAACAGAGCGGUUUGGUAAAGGUGUAUUAAUUGAGAGUAUUAAUUAGAUACCUUGAUGUGAAUUUGAGCGCGUCGGCUUUACGUUGAAAUAGGAGUGUCACCGUCGGAGUUGAAAAUAACAUGACCGACAAGUCGUGGAAGAAGGAUUGCCACAUAGGACUUUUAGGGUAAUUAUUGAACCGGGUCUUAAACAUGUGCUUUAACUUUUUCUAUAUUAUAACCAUAAGUAACGUAUUCAACAUUCGCUUUAACUUUGUCUACGUUUUCAAGCAGAACGUCCAAACAAAUGAUCUCUGUACAGUUGUUGUAUAGUUAACAAUUAGUGACUUUUUUAUAGUUACGAGUUAGAAAUUCGCUAAACUAGAUUUAAACAAAUUGUUUUUGAAUUAUUUUCCUUAUAUGGCUUUUAGAGAAGAUUGGAUUACUGCGAAGUGAUGCUGCGAAAGAUGCAAUGAAAGAAUAUGGGUUUGAUCAGAAAGUUAUCAAUGACACCAUUAGAAAACUGUUAAAUGUACAAUUCCGUUCUUAAAAGUUACCAUUACUACACUACCUAGAAAUUGAAGCAGUACCUUAUGUUAAGUCUCCUUUGUUGGAUAAUUCCAAGCUUGUGGAAACUUAACAUAUUAUUAGAUGUUUAAUAUGUUAAGAUAAACACAAUAAGGAAACCUAGAAAUAGGAAAAGGAAGUUUCUAUUUAGGUUAGGUUUGUGUUUUCCAUAUCCCACAUGUUAAAGGGAAUUGUCUUUCAUAUAAAUAUAGGUCUAAUGGAGAGGUGUUCCAUAUGAUCUAAGUGAAACAUAUUGAGAGCUUUAGUUUUGAGUAGUUUCUAAAGCUAAUAAGAAAAGUUGUUCUUAUAACUCUUUGUGUUUCUAAGAGAUCUGAAUUGGUAUCAGAGCGGUUGACAAUAAAUCUGCAAGAAGACCAAAAUACCCUUCGAGUAGGAACGGGACCCUUCAAGGUGGUAAGGGAGGUUCGGCAGAGUUUAGUCAGAAGAUCCUGGAAUUGUGGGAAGAACAUUCUCAAAGCAACUCAAAGUAACCUUGCGACUAAGGGUGUCGAAUGUCGAAGAUGCGACAAGACACCGAGAUGAUUCGCUAGAGGAAAGGGCACAAGGUGUGUGGUCCUUAGCUUGAGGGAGAGAAUGAGAGAUGUCAAUCAAGGUAAGCUAACGUACUACCUUGGCAUACAGGUGAUUCAAGGAGCAGACGGAAUCAGAAUAAAGCAAGAGAGGUAUGCUCAAGGAAUCCUGCGUGACACAAAGAUGGAAGCGUGUAACGCAACUCAAAUUCCAAUGGAGGCGAAUUUGAAGAUCUCAAAAGCUGAAGAUGAACAAGAGAUAGAUGCUACCGAGUUCAGAAGAAUCAUAGGAUGUUUGAGGUAUCUGCUUCACACAAGACCCGACCUGUGUUACGCAGUAGGUGUUCUUAGCAGAUACAUGCACAAUCCGAGAGACUCUCACGGACAAGCCAUCAAGCACAUACUGCGGUAUGUGAAAGGAACAACAAACUUCGGUCUGUUCUUCAAGAGAGAUGGGUCAAGGAGUGUCGUUGGUUAUAGUGACAGCAGUCACAACAUUGAUCUCGAUGACGGGAGGAGUACGUCAGGACAUGCAUUCUACUACGGUUCAUCACUGAUUACUUGGACGUCGCAGAAGCAGCAGACGGUUGCAUUGUCAUCAUGCGAAGCAGAGUUCAUGGCAG
Brassica rapa (field mustard) is the source of this 5702-nucleotide messenger RNA. RefSeq names its product dihomomethionine N-hydroxylase. NCBI's taxonomy places the organism in Eukaryota, Viridiplantae, Streptophyta, Magnoliopsida, Brassicales, Brassicaceae. Gene Ontology annotation, molecular function: iron ion binding; monooxygenase activity; heme binding. The record is from RefSeq and is a predicted model, not a curated record.